AUGACAGCGCAGAUCUCGCGUCUGGACCGCCAGGUCGUGCUGCUCGAGACCGGGUCGACCCAGGUGGUGCGGAACAUGGCCGCAGACCAGUUGGGCGACCUGGCAAAACAACACCCAGAAGAUACGUUGUCGCUACUGUCUAGGGUGUAUCCGUUUCUGAUGGCUCGCAAAUGGGAGACACGGACCACCACGGCUCGCGCCGUGGGUGGCAUCGUGUCUCACUCGCCAGCCUGGGACCCCAAUGAAGAUGAUGACGACGACGACGACGACGACGAAAAAGAACAAGACAAUGAGGACAAAAAAAGUACAUCAGAGUCCGCAGUGGACAUUCCGGGAGAGUCGGCCAAGGUCAAACUGGAAAACGAAAUACGGCUCAAGCUGGAAGAAGUGGACAACACCCAGGAGUGGAAGUCGCUAGAAGACGAUAGCAAGCUGUUAUCGCUCGCUGACUGGAAUCUGCACGAAGUGCUCAAGUUUGGAAAACCGUUGCUGGCUUCAAGCAUCGAUGAGUUUCCAGGCGCCACAGUAGACCUGGUGGGCUCCAAGAUGCCCAAACUCGAACACACGGGGCCUUCAGACGAGUAUCUGCCGACAAUGUCGCAGGACCAAGUAGCAGAACUAGCGAAAAGUGAGCCUGACGGUGGACUUUUAGAAACGUCCAAGAAAAGCGCACGCAUGAUGGCAAUGGCUAAACGUAAACGCAAGAUUCAGGCCAAGACCACCACCAAAAAACCGGUUGAUAUAUCUCAAAGCUCGAUUUCAAGGACGCUUAUGGCCCAAGACGAUUCAAGUCAAAGUCCCACACCAUCGCCCACGAUGUUGAAUAACCCCAAACUGGAAGUGACAGAACAAACGGAUUCCAGGCGUAUUAUGGUCGAAUCAAUGGUCAUCCCAAUAAUGGAAAAGCAUGACAAUGUAGCAGGACUUGUAUGGCAAUUCCAAGGCAUAUACGAGUUGUUAUUGGAAAAUCUGAUCAGCGAUGCCUGGGAAACGCGUCACGCAGCAGCUCUGGGACUUCGAGAAAUAAUUAAAAAGCAUGCAAAGAGCGUGGCGCGAAUAAAGGGAAAAUCCAAGCGUGAAAACGAUCGUCGUAAUAGAAGAGCUUUGGAAGAUUUGGCUACUCGACUUUUGACCGUCUUUGCUUUGGAUAGGUUUGGAGAUUUUGUUUAUGACACUGUGGUUGCCCCAGUGCGUGAAUCUGUCGCCCAGACCAUGGCUGCAUUAUUAUUGCAUUUGGACGACGAUCUAAGCAUCCAAAUUUUUGGAGCUUUAGAGCAACUUGUUUUGCAAGAUCCGAAACUGAUAAGUUUACCGCAUAAGAUAUGGGAAGCCACACAUGGAGGUCUUCUUGGAAUUCGCUAUUUCGUAGGAAUCAAGACGGAAUUUCUUUUUCAAAACGAUUUACUCGAGAACGUGGUGAACAUUGUACUUUACGGAUUGAAAGAGCACAACGAUGAUGUUCAAAGUGUGGCCGCUGCUAUACUGGCCCCCAUCGCCGUCGAGUUUGUUAAGUUGGAAACGAACACCAUAGAUCUCGUUUUGAGCACCAUAUGGAAUCUUUUAACACACUUGGAAGAUGAUUUGUCUUCGAGUGUUGGAUCUGUCAUGGACCUCCUUGCCAAGCUAUGCGAACAGCGAGAAGUUUUAGAUGUCCUCAAAUCAAAGGCUUUGGCAUAUCCACAGGAAUGGUCUUUCAAAAGCCUUGUACCCAAGCUGUACCCGUUUUUACGCCAUUCUAUCACUAAUGUGAGGAAAGCUGUUUUAAACCUGUUAAAGGCAUUUUUAUCCAUACAAGAUGACUUUGUGAAACAUUGGAUAAACGGUAAAGUAUUUCGUCUCAUUUUUCAGAAUAUACUGCUCGAGCAAAAUCCUCAGGUCUUGGAGCUUUCGUUUGAUGUUUACACCUCAAUGCUAAAGGAGUACAAAACGAAGAACCCGGACAAAACUUUAGAUCAUUUGUUUGGCAGGCAUUUGGCGCCUAUUUUGCAUCUACUCAUCACGCCGAUCGGUGAACAUGGAAAGAGUUAUAACAUGGAGCUCCAGUACAUUUUGAAGCCAUCUCCACAUUACCAGUUGAUCUCGGAACGGAAAAGGAACACGCAUGCGGAUCUCAAGUCAGAUAUCCCACCUCCUGUCAACAGCGAACGGGUAAACAUCGACGCUCCCAUGAUUGCUGGUGAUGUGACGCUUUUAGGAACGGAAGUCAUUUUCAAUACCAGAGUUACGGGCGCCAAGGCACUUGGUAUCACGCUAUCCAUGUUCCAAGAAUCCACUUUAAAGUCAUUUUUUUCAAAUGUCUUAUUGGACUGUUUGAAACUUCCAUACGCUACACCACGCAUGCUUGUGGCAAUAAUAAUAUCUGAGCUCUGCUCUAAUUUGACCGAACAGUCUGAUCACCCUGACCGCGACGAUCUCAUCAACUUCAUUUCUGAAAAUUUUGGACCUGUUUUCAUCGGAAACUUAACAGAUCCUUUAACUCUACCCGUUUUUAGAGAACUUGUGCCCAGUCUGAAGGCUUUGAGAACACAGUGUCAGAGUUUGUUGACGACCUUUGCAGACGUUGGUAUGCUUUCGCCUCAAAGGCUUCCGCAACUUGCCAUUAUAGUUCAAGGCGAGGCUGAAGCCGGAUCAGAAGCAUUUGGUAUUGAAACGGCGGAAAAAACAUACGGUGAGACAAGCGACAAGCUCUUCCGUCAUUUGAGUAACUCUCAUAAGAUCUUGGCCAAAAAACCUAUCGAGGACGCUAAACAUCGUGUUCUGCAAGCUAUAGAAUCGGCUAAGGAGGCAAAGCGUUCAAGGAUUUGCAAUGUCCUGGCCAACUAUGCAUCAGCUACAUUACUGUUCUCCGGCCUGCCUUCAAAGUUGAAUCCAUUCAUCAGGUCACUAAUGGACAGUAUCAAAGAAGAGAAUUACGAAAUUUUACAGAAGAGGUCCGGUGAUGCAAUCUUGAACUUAGUCGUCGAAUUGGUCAAGCAAGGCAAAGGCAAUGUGGCCAAUAAGAUUGUCAAGAACCUUUGUGGCUUCUUGUGCGUCGAUACUUCGGAAGUACCUGAGUUCGCUCUAAACUCCAAUUAUGGGGAUCACAUUCUAACUUUGGUGCGUGAACAAAGUGCAUUGGCUUUCCAAGACGAUUCAAACGCCCAAAAAGCAGCACAUGAAGCACAUAUUAAACGUCAAGGUGCUUUAUACACCCUCAGUGAAUUCUUACUUCGUCUCGGCUCUAAAGUCUUGGAACUUGUUCCACAAGUGAAGCACAUAAUCUUUGAUCCACUCGAACGCGUAUCAGACAAGGAUGGAGGCCAACCUUCCGAUUCUAAGAGCGGUCAAGAAGUUGUCGACGCAAUGGGUGUCUUAAGAGCGCUCGUUGUGUAUAUGAGCAAAGACGUACAAAACAGUGAGGUUCUUCCCCGCUUACCGUACCUCGUCAAAUAUUUGAGGUCUGAUCUUCCAGUUUUCAGGUAUUCGGCGGCAAGAGCUUUUGCCGAUUUGGCCAACACACUUCCGAUCCAGGUUCUUCCGUUUAUCAUACAAAAGGCAUUGCCGUUAAUGAGCAACCCCUCUUCUGUGACAGAUAGACAAGGUGCCACUGAGCUAGUUUAUCAUCUAGCGUUGUGCAUGGGAAGCAAUAUCUUGCCAUACGUUAUUUUCCUCAUUGUUCCUCUGCUUGGUCGAAUGAGUGACUCGGAUCAAGAUAUCAGAACUCUUGCAACGUCUACUUUUGCUUCCAUAAUCAAACUUGUUCCACUCGAAGCUGGUAUACCAGACCCUGAAGGGUUACCUCAAGAGCUUAUGGAAGGUCGUGAAAAAGAAAGAGACUUCAUUCAGCAAAUGAUGGAUCCUUCAAAAGCUAAACCUUUCCAUUGUCCCGUUGCCAUCAAGGCAACAUUAAGAAAGUAUCAACAGGACGGUGUCAAUUGGUUGGCGUUCUUGAAUCAAUAUCAUCUUCACGGUAUCCUUUGCGAUGAUAUGGGUUUAGGAAAAACGUUACAAACUAUCUGCAUUAUCGCAAGUGAUCAAUACCUCAGAAAUGAGGAAUAUGAAAAAACAAAGGCCAUAGAAAGUAGACCACUACCUUCCCUGAUCGUUUGUCCACCUUCUCUCACUGGUCAUUGGGAGCAGGAGUUUGAGCAAUACUCACCUUUCUUGAAAGUGGUAGUGUUUGCAGGUGGACCAUCCACGAGAUAUCCUCUGAGAGAUAAACUAGGAGAAGCAGACAUUGUUGUAACGUCUUAUGACGUUGCUCGAAAUGAUAUCGAUAUCGUCACUCAAUAUGACUACAAUUAUUGCGUCCUUGAUGAAGGGCACAUAAUAAAAAAUGCGCAAUCGAAACUUGCGAAGGCAGUAAAACUGGUAAGAGCAAAUCACCGCUUAAUAUUGACUGGUACUCCAAUCCAAAACAAUGUUGUUGAAUUGUGGUCUUUGUUCGAUUUCCUGAUGCCUGGAUUUCUCGGUACAGAAAAAAUGUUCCACGAGCGAUUUGCAAAGCCUGUUGCUGCUUCUAAGAACAGUAAAACCUCCUCAAAGGAGCAGGAAGCAGGGGCACUGGCCCUGGAAGCUCUACACAAGCAAGUUCUUCCUUUCAUGCUGCGGAGGUUGAAAGAAGAGGUUUUAUCCGAUUUGCCUCCAAAAAUAAUCCAAGACUACUAUUGUGAAUUGAGUGAUUUACAAAAGCAGUUGUACAAAGAUUUCGCGAAGAAGCAGAAGACAACUGUAGAGCAGGACAUUGAAAACGUUGCUGAAGUGGACAACAAACAACACAUUUUCCAGGCUCUUCAAUACAUGAGAAAAUUGUGCAACCACCCGUCACUAGUCGUGUCCAAGAAUCAUCCACAAUGGCUUCAAGUUCAAAGUUAUUUGAAGCAGACAGGCCUCAGUCUUCAUGACGUCGCGCAUGCUCCUAAACUAGGGGCGCUUCGCAAUUUACUGUUGGAAUGUGGCAUAGGAGCUCAAGAUGCAGAGAAAAGCUCUAAACUUUCUUUGCCCUCCACUGACAGUGUCAUCAGUCAACAUCGCGCCCUCAUCUUCUGCCAGUUGAAAGACAUGCUGGAUAUGGUCGAAAAUGAUUUAUUCAAGAAGCACAUGCCGUCUGUGACUUACAUGAGAUUGGACGGGAGCGUUGAAUCUCGCGAUCGACAGGCAGUAGUGCGCAAAUUCAAUGAAGAUCCUUCGAUCGAUUGUCUUCUACUCACCACGAAGGUUGGUGGUUUGGGUCUCAACCUCACAGGUGCCGACACAGUUAUUUUUAUUGAGCACGACUGGAACCCUAUGAAUGAUCUACAAGCGAUGGAUAGAGCCCAUCGUCUGGGCCAGAAAAAAGUCGUGAACGUCUAUAGAAUUAUCACCAGAGGCACGCUGGAAGAAAAAAUCAUGGGUCUUCAAAAGUUCAAGAUGAACAUAGCAUCGACCGUUAUCAACCAACAAAACUCGGGGCUCGCCUCAAUGGACACACAUCAAUUACUAGACCUUUUCGACACGGAUAAUGUUCCUUCCCAAGAAAAGGAAAGCAAAGAGGGCAAAAUGGAUGAAAUCGUUAAUGAAUCCGGUCUGUCUGGCAAGGCUAAGGAAGCUGUUGGUGAACUCACAGAACUGUGGGAUACUAAACAGUACGAUGAAGAAUACAACCUGGAUAAUUUCAUCAAGACCUUGCGUUGA
Messenger RNA from Lachancea lanzarotensis, 5652 nucleotides. It is a transcript of the gene MOT1, whose product is annotated as LALA0S04e03202g1_1. Bases 1 to 5652 code for a protein of 1883 amino acids. The transcript has a single exon. Lineage: Eukaryota; Fungi; Ascomycota; Saccharomycetes; Saccharomycetales; Saccharomycetaceae. The record is from RefSeq and is a predicted model, not a curated record. Gene Ontology annotation, molecular function: ATP-dependent chromatin remodeler activity; TBP-class protein binding; ATP binding.